AUGGCUGACACCCUCGACAUGUCGCUCGACGACAUCAUCACCAAGAACAAGCACCAUCACCGCCGUGGCCGCCACAACCCAGCGUCCGCCGCCUCGGGAGGAUCCGCGCACCCACGCCGCCGCUUCCGCAGCCGCGCCGCCACCCGCGCCGUCGCCGCGCCCUACCACCAACUCAGCCUCCCGCAACAGGUGCCGCCGGCUUUCGGAUAUGUUGCCCAGCCGAUGGCCAUGGUGACGGCGCCGUCUGCCUUGGACUCGCCCACCAAGCUCUACAUCUCCAACCUCGACUACAACGUCUCCAACGAGGAUAUCAAGGAACUGUUUUCUGAGAUGGGUGAAAUCCAGCGGUACUCCAUUAACUAUGACAAGAGUGGAAGAUCAAAGGGAACUGCAGAGGUUGUAUUUUCGGCAAGAUCAUCUGCCGUAGCUGCUCUUAAGAAGUAUAACAACGUGCAUCUUGAUGGCAAACCUAUGAAAAUUGAAGUCAUUGGGACAAACAUUGAGGCACCUGCACCCAUACCUGCUAUUUUCGCUUUGGCUCCAUCUCCUGGAAACUUCAGUUUUCCUUCCAAAGUGGACCUGGAAUGGGUGUUAGCGGUCGAGGAUGGUCUCGUGGUGGAGGUGGCUUCAGUGGUCGCAGCGGAGGUGGGUUCGGUGGUCGUGGCCGAGGGCGUACGGACCGUGAGCGAGGGAAGGGAGGGGGUCGCAUCCUGGAACUUUCUGCUGCAGAUCUCGACGCCGACUUGGACAAGUACCACUCGGCUGCAAUGCAAAUCAGCUAAAUGGAUCUGGCAUUGCAUUGCGUGUGUUCUUGUUUUUCUGUAG
Molecule: messenger RNA, 825 nt
Organism: Triticum turgidum subsp. durum (durum wheat)
Lineage: Eukaryota; Viridiplantae; Streptophyta; Magnoliopsida; Poales; Poaceae
Source: the annotation of a GenBank genome assembly